AUGGCUCCUCCGAAAAAAGUUUGCUACUACUUUCACCCGGAUGUUGGCAAUUUUCAUUACGGUCCCCGUCAUCCAAUGAAACCGCAACGUCUUGCCGCUCUCCAUUCCCUCAUUUUGGCCUACGAGUUGGACAAGAAAAUGGACAUGCGAGUGAUGCCAAAAGCCACAGCUGACAAUUUAAAAAUUUUUCACGACGAGGAGUACGUGAAUUUCCUGCAAAGUGUCUCUCCGGCGGUUGCCAGUCAAUUUGAAGGAGAUUUCGCCAGUUUCAACAUUGGCGAGGAUUGUCCGAUAUUCGACGGGAUCUUCGAGUUUUGCUCGCUCUACACCGGCGGCUCAUUGGAGGGAGCAGUUCGGCUCAAUCAUAAGCUCAACGAUAUCGUGAUCAAUUGGGCUGGCGGUUUGCAUCACGCGAAGAAGCGCGAGGCUUCCGGUUUCUGCUAUGUGAACGAUAUCGUGAUCGCGAUCAUCGAGCUGCUCAAGUAUCAUAAAAGAGUUCUCUACAUUGACAUCGAUAUUCAUCACGGUGACGGAGUACAAGAGGCUUUCUACCUAACAGACAGGGUAAUGACGGUCUCCUUUCACAAAUACGGCAAUUACUUCUUCCCCGGCACUGGCACAAUGUACGAUUGGGGGCAAAGUCAAGGAAAG
Molecule: messenger RNA, 651 nt
Organism: Mesorhabditis belari
Lineage: Eukaryota; Metazoa; Nematoda; Chromadorea; Rhabditida; Rhabditidae
Source: the annotation of a GenBank genome assembly